GUGCGUGCGUGUGUGUGUGUGUGUGUGUGUGACCAAAACACAACUCCGAUCCACGGGGCUAGAUCCCCGUAGUUCAUCAACAAACGCUUCGGCCCCUCUUCCUCUCGUGAACGAGCACCGUGGCGGCACAGUUUUGCUUUGGACACUGCAACAACCAACACCAACCAACUCCUUUGGGGGAACAAAACUGUUCAGAUCAAAGUUGCUGCAGUUUUGGCAUCCGUUAUUAAUUCAAUCAGCCGCAGCCGAGACGUAGCCGCAACAGCUGAGAGCAGCAGCAACCAGCAGAGACCAAGUAUCGCAACUAGUGAGAGAGAGACAGAGAUCCAGAGCAAGCGCCACAGAGAGAGCUAGAAAGAGAGGGAGUCAAAGUCAAAGCGGGAGAGAGUGCUGUGCUUCUUACACGAAAGCUAAGCGAAGCGUUCUCCCCACACCGCACACCGGCAUAUACGAUAUACGGCGUACGACAACGCCGUGUCUUCGCUUGUUCAUUCAUUCGUUCGCUCGUUCGUUGGUUCGUUCGUAUAAAAAUAGCAACGCCUUAAACGAUCUCAUCAACAUCAUCAGCAUCAGCCGCAUCGGGACCCAUCCGUAGCAGUAUCAGCAUACGACGGCGCAGCAUUCCGCUUGAGGAUUUGACGCAUCGGCCCAGCUGCUGUUGCCCCACGUAAGAGUAGAGGGAGGUUAGAGGCAGCCGACAAACACCGACAAAAUUUCACUGGAUCUAAUGGCCAAGGAUGAGGAAGAUGAUCUGCUGCCCGACAAGGAUGCAGCCAAGGGCUUUUAUGCCAAAUACGAGCCCAAAGAGAUCCUGGGCAGGGGCAUCAGUUCCACGGUGCGCCGCUGCAUCGAGAAGGAGACGGGCAAAGAGUUUGCGGCCAAGAUCAUCGAUCUGGGCGCCACAACUGAGGCGGGUGAGACGAAUCCAUAUCAUAUGCUCGAAGCAACCCGACAGGAAAUCUCCAUACUACGCCAGGUCAUGGGACAUCCCUAUAUAAUUGACCUGCAGGACGUGUUUGAGUCAGAUGCAUUUGUUUUCCUCGUAUUUGAGCUGUGCCCCAAAGGCGAGCUCUUCGACUAUCUGACCUCGGUGGUGACGCUCUCCGAGAAGAAGACGCGCACCAUCAUGCGGCAAAUAUUCGAAGGCGUCGAAUAUAUCCACGCGAAAAGCAUUGUGCAUCGCGACCUCAAGCCGGAAAACAUUCUGCUGGACGAGAAUCACAAUGUGAAAAUCACUGACUUUGGCUUCGCCCGACAGCUGCAGGAGGGCGAGAAACUUACAGAUCUGUGCGGCACGCCGGGCUACUUGGCACCGGAGACGCUCAAGUGCAACAUGUUUGAGGGCUCUCCCGGAUAUUCCCAGGAAGUGGACAUUUGGGCCUGUGGCGUGAUCAUGUUCACGCUGCUCGUCGGCUGUCCACCCUUCUGGCACCGCAAACAGAUGGUGAUGCUGCGCAACAUAAUGGAGGGAAAAUACAGUUUCACCUCGCCGGAGUGGGCCGAUAUUUCUGAGGAUCCCAAGGAUCUGAUACGCAAAUGUCUAGUCGUUGAUCCUGCGCAACGUAUCACCGUCACGGAAGUAUUAAGACAUCCAUUCUUCAACCAAAUGCUGUUCGAGCAAAACAUUGAUGGCCUCAAGCGCAGCCUGUCGACCAAGUCCAGAAGAAUGAGUCGCAUCACCGAAAUCGCACUGGUUCUGAUGGGUGAUCUGACCACGGCACGGCCACCGCCCACGUCCGCCUAUGCCCCGGGCCGAUACCAGAAUAUUGCUGCUUCUGCAUCUGCCAGUGCCAGUGCUGAUGCCGGUCCCGCUGCGUUCCGCUACGACCGAAUCAACAGCAAUGGUGGCGGCGGCAGUGGCCCCAAUCCCUGCGGCUCCUCCUACCUCUACUACAGUGCGCCACAGAGCUCGUAUUCAUCGAAUCGAUUGAGGGAUGUGCUGCCGCCCCCCGAUCUGGAUGACCCCUCCUCGUCGUGUACCUCUGCCUCCUGUUACAAGACCCUAACGGCAACGGUAUACUAUCAGCAGCAGCCGCAGCAACAGCAGCAACAUCAGCAGCAGCAGCAACAUCAGCAUCAGCAGACGGCGCGGGCAAUAGCCGGAAAUAAUUAUGAAAGUGCCGCGCAGCAGCAGCAUUUAUUGCAUGCACAAGUGCAGCUUCGCAAACAGAGUCGCUUCAAUGCGCGCAAAAAGUUCCAAUUCGCCAUAUUAGUGAUACGCGCUGUCAUUAGGAUACGCCGACUGCGAUUCACCGCCGAGCCGCUGCACGUUGAGGAGGCCAUACGCGAUCCCUAUCGCGUCAAGGUGCUGCGCAAGGUUAUCGAUGGAUGCGCCUUCCGUGUUUACGGUCAUUGGGUGAAGAAGGGCGAGGGCCAGAACCGCGCCGCUCUCUUUGAGAAUACUCCGCGCACCGAGCUGCACGCCCUCUACAUUAACAAUCUCAGUCGAUAGAAGGAGUAGGAGGAGGAGGAGGAGGCAGAGGCAGAAGCAGAAGCAGAGGAGAAGACAAACACACACACUAGCAAACGAAUCAGUAAAAUCUUAGUAGCCACUAAGCAUCAGAGAGGAAGGAAAUUUAUAAGCAAAGAAAGAAAAAAAAAAACAAACAAACAAACACCAAAUGAACUCAACUAAAUACGCCGCAAC
Messenger RNA from Drosophila obscura, 2647 nucleotides. It is a transcript of the gene PhKgamma, whose product is annotated as phosphorylase b kinase gamma catalytic chain, skeletal muscle/heart isoform. The coding region runs from base 728 to 2452 and encodes 574 amino acids. Gene Ontology annotation, biological process: protein phosphorylation; mitotic DNA damage checkpoint signaling; glycogen biosynthetic process. The transcript is spliced from 13 exons. Gene Ontology annotation, molecular function: ATP binding; calmodulin binding; phosphorylase kinase activity. NCBI's taxonomy places the organism in Eukaryota, Metazoa, Arthropoda, Insecta, Diptera, Drosophilidae. The record is from RefSeq and is a predicted model, not a curated record. Gene Ontology annotation, cellular component: phosphorylase kinase complex; cytoplasm; nucleus.